AAUGCAAAACAGUCGAGAAUUUGAAACGCGGCUAACUGUGCGACACUCAAACAUCCACGUCCAAGAAACAACAACCAACAACCCCACACACUCUCAGUACUCAGUGAGAACUCAGCAAACGUCUCGAGGUCUAAAUACAUAUAGAAAACACAUCGUAUUCCCCGAUUUUUUUUUGGUUCUUGGUUGCUCCGUCGAUUAGCAAGUGAACAAUAAGCUCGAAAGCGCGUCGAGCAGAACAGCAGCAACCACCAAAUAGCAAAUAAACCAAAUAACCACCGCACACAUAAAAAUGGCCGAGGCUAACAAGAGGAAUAUCCCCAUCAAGCUGGGCGACUUCAGCGUCAUCGAUACGGAGUUCAGCAAUAUCCGCGAGCGCUUCGACUCCGAGAUGCGAAAAAUGGAGGAGGAGAUGGCCAAGUUCCGCCACGAGCUGAUGAACCGCGAGGCCAACUUCUUCGAGUCCACCAGUUCUACUAAAAAAACAACAACUACCAGCUCAACGACAAACUCGGCUCUGCCAUCCCGAAUCCCGAAGCAACAGAACUACGUCUCCGACAUUAGCUCACCCUUGAUACAGGAUGAGGGCGACAACAAAGUGCUGAAGCUGCGAUUCGAUGUCAGCCAGUAUGCCCCCGAGGAAAUUGUGGUGAAGACCGUCGAUCAGAAACUAUUGGUGCACGCCAAGCACGAGGAGAAGUCGGACACAAAGAGCGUGUACAGGGAGUACAACCGGGAGUUCCUGCUGCCCAAGGGCGUCAAUCCCGAGUCCAUCCGUUCGUCCUUGAGCAAGGACGGCGUCCUGACCGUCGACGCCCCCCUGCCAGCACUCACCGCCGGCGAGACACUGAUUCCCAUUGCGCACAAGUGAAGUGAUCCCCAGUAAUCCCAGAUCCCAGUUAUCGCAGUUAUCCACUCACCAAUCAAUCAAUCAAUCAACCAAUCAAUCACCAUUGCCCCAGGAGUAGAGGACGUAGAAGGACGAUUAAGGAGGAGGAGUUGAUGUCUAAGAUCAGAUUAAAUCAUACACACCAUUGAGUUUAAUCCAAUCCUAUCUAAAUGAUUAAUUUUUUUUUGGUUCUGACUUAAAGCUAAAAUACUAUGUUACUGACUUACUACUCAUUAACUUAAAUAUAAUUCAAAUUACUAUUAAAUUUGAUUAAUUUAAUUCAUAUUUAUAAUUUUCGCAUUAAACGUAAUCAAUUUUGUCGUA
Molecule: messenger RNA, 1210 nt
Organism: Drosophila takahashii
Lineage: Eukaryota; Metazoa; Arthropoda; Insecta; Diptera; Drosophilidae
Product: heat shock protein beta-1
Biological process (GO): response to heat; protein refolding
Cellular component (GO): nucleus; cytoplasm
Source: RefSeq, a predicted model, not a curated record